AUGCAGGGUGUUUGUGUGUCCAUCUUGUGCGUGUGCAUAUGUGUGUCUGCGCUCCUCCACAGUGCUAUUUCACAGCCGCCCACAGAAAGUGACACCUACACGGUAAGGAUGGACAAAUCUCGGUACCUUCUGUCUUUCCCUUUGCAUCUUUUCUUCCUUUUUUUAUGAUCACAUCUUUGAGUUUUUGGUGGAAAUGUUCUCUCUUUCUUGUUAAAUAUUCCACAGCGAUUUUCCUUUUCCCAUAUUUUAACAUAGUUAGUUGGGGGUAAUUUUAGUUUUAAUUCAGUGUUCUCUUGGCUUUACUUUUUUUUCCAUGCAGCUCACAGAGCACUAUAGUUUUUUCCAGAAUGAUAAUGACCCUUUUUCCAAACACUGGCCUUAAACUCUUUGUUUUUGAAGUGACAUUUGGCUUAGCGAUGGCAGUUUAAAAUGUCACAAAUCCCUUAACAGCCUCAGACUUCUUGUCUUUUUGGCCCAGCGCUUCUACACGAACAGAGGGGAAACGAGUUUUUCAUGUCCCACUACUGAGGAUUUAUUAUGUAUUAUGAAUAUAUUAUGCAACGGCUUGGCUCAGAGGGGCUGUUCACAUCUUUCUUUCCAUCACUUUCUCACACACUUUUUCUCUCUCUCUGCUGCUCUUUGCAGGAAUGCACAGAUGGGUAUCACUGGGACCCUCAAACAGAGCACUGCAAAGGUAAUGCAGUCUUUAAAAUACAUUUAUUCCAUUUCAACACCUACUUGUUAUGUACAGGAACAGCUUGGAUACCCUGUUGCUUUGGAUUUCUCCCCUCUAAGAACAGAAAGAGCCUAAAGGUUUAUUUCUGUGUCUCCCAUCAGAUGUAAACGAGUGUGAGACGAUCCCAGAUGCCUGCAAAGGGGAAAUGAAGUGCUUCAACCACUAUGGAGGUUACCUGUGCCUACCCCGCUCUGCAUCAGUCAUUCCGGCCCCUGAACCCCCAAUUGCGCCUACCGUAACCAACCCCUGCCCCCUGGGAUAUGAACCACAGGGAGACAGCUGUGUGGGUGGGUGUCUGGUUUGUGGCUCUAACAGUUGAAGGUGAACAGGUGGCUGCAGGAUGACUGAUCAUCCAGUUUGUGUAUGUGAUUGUGUGCAUUUAUUGUCGGUGGCCACAGAUUGUGAGGGACAGGUGGCUGAAGCAGGUGUUGGGACUGAAGGCAGCAUGUUGGUACAAUCUGUGAGGGUGUGAGUGAGGAUGAGUCUGCAGGGGGGAAGGAGAAAUGUGGGAAUUUGGAGGAUCUCACACCAGAACAGCUGCUGUGUUUUAAGAGUCUGUCUUGCAGGGAGAAUAGUUCUCGUGCCGUCGGACGGUGAGAUGUUCAUCCGGAUGAGACAACAAACAUGAGUCAACAUGAUUAAACGUUACAGCUGCUGAGGGCAAAUGGAGAGGAACUGAGUACCAUCGUCUUCCCUGCGAUACCGAGUUGUGAUUUUUACACAUGUCCUUGUUUCAACCACAAACACAGACAUCGAUGAGUGCGAGCGAGACGAACAUGACUGCCAGCCCAGCCAGCAGUGUAUCAACUCACUGGGCGCCUUCACCUGCCAGUGUCCUGACGGUUACCGCAAAGUUGGCACAGAGUGCAUUGGUGAGAUGACCUUACUUAACCUUUCACUUGUAAAGCUAAGCAGGGUCACAUAAGGUAACUCAGAGAAAUAUUUUGCUUCGUGGCCUUGGGUCAAAACUGACCUUAAUCUCAGAGGAAUGUGAAUAUCCCUCGUCUGACUGGGUUUCUCUCUCCUAGACAUCGACGAAUGCAGGUACAGGUACUGCCAACAUCGCUGCGUCAAUGUGCCCGGCUCUUUCUCCUGUCAGUGUGAGCCUGGUUUCCAGCUGGCAGGAAAUAACCGAUCUUGCAUAGGUGAGUGACACCCCUUUUACCACUAAUAAUUUGACACUGUUGUUAUAACCACCGACUCUGAAAACAGACCCAAAAUCUGCACACUGGACGGCUCUCAAGUGAGAUCUGUCUCAGUUCUGUCAAGCUAAAAAGUUAUUAAAACCUUCGAAGGUGCGACUUCAAAUCUCAAAGGGAAGGGCAUCAAAGUUUUUCUACAGAGCCGAGAGAAAAACUGCAGAUGUGACAAUUUUGUAUUAAGUUUUUUGUAGCUCUAGAGGGAGCAAUACAAAGUCUGCAAAAUUUUAGUGAGUGAGGAACACUCCAAGGUCAUAAAUAAAAUAAAAAAUAGAUGUAUGGAGAGGACUAGAUCCCACGACUGCUUCUGGGUUGAUGGUACUUGAGAAACUCCAAGACUGAUACAAUCAAGUCUGUUGCUUCACCAUGUUAGGUUGACUAACAUUACCAUAGACACAUGAAAUUUGUCUGUUUCUAUGUUGGAUUUAAUCUUACUCAGAAGCCGUCUACAUUGGGUUGCUAUCAUUCUGAUUUCUGUCUUAAAUUGUUUUCUUCUGUGAAAGUGUUUUUCUAUGUUUGUGCUCUUUGACUCAAUAAUCCAAAUAAAAGUCUGUAUUUUGUCUUCUCAGAUGUGAAUGAAUGUGAUAUGGGUGCUCCCUGCUCUCAGAGGUGUUACAAUACAUACGGCACUUUCCUCUGUCGCUGUGAUCAGGGGUAUGAGCUGGGGCCUGAUGGCUUUGCAUGUAACGGUAAGAGACCUGUCUGUGAAAAAUAAUGAAUUUGGACAAACUUCUUCAGCUUUUUAGACUAAACUCUUUUGUCCUGUUUCUUCACAAUGCUGUCACAGAUAUCGAUGAGUGCAGCUACUCCAGUUAUCUGUGCCAGUAUCAGUGUGUCAAUGAACCCGGGAAGUUCUCUUGCGUGUGCCCUGAAGGAUACCAGCUGCUCGGCACCAGACUCUGCCAAGGUUAGCACGUCUGCCUCCAUUUCCUCCUGAAUCUAACACCUACCUCUGUGUGCUCUCAGAGUCACAAAUGCUGCUCUGAGUCAACACUUAGUCCCUCUCUCUGUUCCUGUUCUGGUAUGACUGGACUUGAUAAGCUGUUUUUCUCUCGCAGAUAUAAAUGAAUGUGAAACAGGAGAGCAUCAGUGCUCUGACACACAGACCUGUGUGAAUAUCCACGGACGAUACCAGUGUGUGGACGCUAACCGCUGCCAGGACCCUUAUGUACAAGUGUCUGAGAAGUGAGUGACACUUUGUGAAACAAACGCUCUCUCACACCUUUUCCCAAUUACACAUGAAUAUGGCAUCAGCUCAGAAUAUAAUCAGCCCCUGUAUUUACUAUGGCUCAAACUGCAUGAGUAGGCCUACCUCAAUUACUUUUUCCACACACCAGUCCAACUUUUCUUGUGAGCACGCUCCAGUGCAAUAAGAAAACUAUCACGGUUGUGAACAACUGUUGGAUUGGUAACAGGUGUGGGUGACUAUUAAACAAAUCCCAAACGGUUCUGUGAUAUAAAAUGUUUUUUAAGAAAAACAUGAGGGUAAAAAAUGGCUACUGUUCAGAACUUGUUUUCCUCUGGCAGAGCCCUCCUCCCAGUCAUACUACUCCCUCUGCUGGCUGGCUUGUGAAUUGCCUUUGCUAUUUGUCCUGUACAUAACACCUCUCUCUUCUCUUUUUCCUCUCAGAAAAUUCUCAUUCUGCUUUGUUUUCCUCUCACCAGCCGCUGUGUGUGUCCCGUCAACAAACCUGCCUGUCGAGAUCUGCCUUUCUCCAUCGUUCACCGCUACAUGAGCAUCACCUCAGAGCGCUCAGUCCCCUCAGACAUCUUCCAGAUUCAGGCCACGAGUGUCUCACCGGGGGCUUAUAACACCUUCCGUAUCCGCUCGGGUGAUGAAAAUGGAGACUUCUACAUCAGGGUAAGAAAUGACACAAAGUUGAUGAUGUUUCAACACAGUCAGGAUGUCCUUUGAGUUCAGAAUAAGUUCAAUUGUUAGAAAAUGUUGCUAGAAAAUGCACAUUUUCUUCAGUAGGAUAUUCUCAGGUACCAUGGACUCUUUUUUUUAAGGAUAAGCAAACUUAAAGUGUCUCUCACCAUAUUUUACUCAGCCAUAUCAGUGUCUCUAUACAGAUACACUCUUGAUAUUAUGGCCAAACACACUAAGAAUAUAUGAAUUAUUACUUAAAUGUAUGAAGUCAAGGCAAAAAACUCAGCAUAUUAGUGUCAAAGGUAAACCUCCGUUUUAAAAGACGCUGUAGAGGCUGCUGACUUGGCUUUUUGCUAAGAAGAACCAAAUUCACAGACUCUGUAAAAGUAAAGGGCAGCGUUAUUUUAAAUCAAACCCCCCCAAAAUUUUGAUUUUGAGUGAAUUUUACUUACCUUUUAAAACUCUGUCCUUUUGAAACUUUAAGAUUUGAGAACUGCUUCAACACUUCCAUCAUUUUAUCAAUAAUGUCAUGCAUUAUACUUUUAUUUCCUAAACAAACAACCUCUGAAAUAUAGUCAACCAUCUGUUACAGGAGAACAAACUAUAUUUUUAUCUCCUUUUCAGACCAUCCCUUCAUUUCUGUUUCACCAAGAGCACCAUAACACUCAACACUAGGCUUUAUCCCUUAAUCUAUAUUAUUAAUAAAGGGCUUAAAUGACUUGAAAUGAGUACAGUUUAAGCCUCAGAGUCUGUGUGAGCAUUUGCUUUGUAAAAUGUCAGGGCUGAUUUAAAACAGUAGAUGGCGCUCUAGGCCGCUUUAAAAUUUGGGAUGCCUUUUAAUAUAAAUCUGGUGAGCAUCAUAAACAUUAUCACCUGCACUGAAGAGUUUCAACCUGGUACAGUCAGCUGGUUUAGUUUACAGCUCAGACAACACCAGUAACACUUUAACUGUGCUGUACAAAUAUCAAGAAAAGAACCAAAUUUCUCUUUUAGAAACAAGAUAAGUGAAUAUUUGAGAGCUAAAAUCCACUUGACUGUACUAUGAGACAUCUUCUCAGUGUUGUGCAGCCAUGAUCGGGCUGUUUUUGACUGACAUUUCCCUUUCUGUACUUCAAGUUCACAACAAGGUCAGCUCAAUGCACACCUUCAUCCCUCUCUACUGAGUGACUCUUGUUGAAGGGAUAAUUCAAGAUUCAGGGAAAAAUACGUUGCUGCUCUUUGCUCAGAUUCACCAUUUUUGCUUUGGUAGCAUUUCUUAUUUUCUUUAGGGGUGUUUUUACAAGGGAGCAGCUGUUGUGGGGGACUGGCACUUUAUAGUAAAUGAAAAAGUCUUUGUGCGUAUUAUUUUACCGUGCUAGAAGUUGAAUUUAAGUUAACUACGCAGAUCCAGACAAGCUGUUUCCCCUUUCCUCUUUGUUUCACACCAAGCUGAGUGAACUUCGGCAUCAAUCCUCUUAUUAAAAAAAAAAAAAUCAGUCUAAAACCAAUCAGUCUUUAUUUUUAUAGCACUUUUCAUACACAACCAUGUUGCACAAAGUGCUUUACGCAGAAAAGGGAAUAAAAGACACAAAAAAUACCCAAAUCUACCCCAGCCCAACUCCUCAUUCCCACCCCACGAUGGGUGGAUUUUGUGGAAACAGGAGUGUGCGCACUGAGGAAACGUCAUUUUAAAACUCAAGAUAACUGGAGGUUUAGGUUAAAAUCUGAAAACAAGGAGCAUAGAAUGAAAUUUAAGAAAUAAUUAGUAAAGUGAAAUAAAAACAACAGUAAAAGAUACUAAAAUAAAAGUACCAAAAUAGCUCAAUAAAAGACGAUCUUGUAAUUAAAACUAGAAAGCAAUAAAUGCUAAAACACUUAAACAAAGUUAAUGAUAUAAAAUUUAGUUAAAAGCAAGAAUAAAAAGGUAUGUUUUCAGUUUGCUUUUAAAAUCAUAAACAUUAGGUUCAGUCCUCAGGUCUUCAGGUAAGCUGUUCCAUAGACAGGGCCAUAGUAAUAAAAAGAUGCCUCACUGUAUGUCUUGGUUUUAUCAUUGGGUAAUGUUAACAGAGAACUUCCUGAAGACCCGAGGGCUCUACCGGGCUCAUGAAGUAAAAGCAGAUCAGAUAGAUAAGAUGGGCCAAAGCCAUUAAGAGCUUUAGAAACCAGUAAAGCAACCUUAAAAUCUAUUCUAAAAGAGACGGGUAGCAAAGUUUGAAUGCAGGAUUUAAAAAACAACAACAACUCUGUACUUGUGCAGAGCUUUUAAAAACUUCCUGUAUUUGCCGCAGAAAUGUGCUCAGUAAUAAUGUAUUUGUCUUCUCCAGCAAAUCAAUAACAUCAGUGCCAUGCUGGUGCUGGCUCGUGCCGUGUCUGGGCCCAGAGAGUACACGUUGGACCUGGAGAUGGUAUCUGUGAACCCCCUGCUCAGCUACCAGGGCAGCUACCAGACCAGCUCUGCCCUAAGACUCUCCAUCUACGUGGGUCCAUACACCUUUUAA
Xyrichtys novacula (pearly razorfish) is the source of this 6282-nucleotide messenger RNA. Lineage: Eukaryota; Metazoa; Chordata; Actinopteri; Labriformes; Labridae. The record is from the annotation of a GenBank genome assembly.